AUUCCAGGCGCUGUGGCGGUUCCGGUACCAGUGCUGGCCACGUAUGGAAGACACAGCGCACCUCAGCUUCAAGGUACCGCCGCCAGGCAUCGAGUUCACCCUGCCUUCGCCCAAGAUCGGCAUCGAAGCCCUGCCUGUGGUCGACCCCUCCUGGAUGCCGCAGGUGAAGAGUAAGGUGGAGGACGUGACUCUGAAGGAGGAGCUACACUCGAUCGUGUCUGCGGGCAAGACGCGCCGCAAGCAGCAGGCCGAGCUGGUGCAGAUCGCGCUGCGCAAGGAAGACGAGAAGAAGCGGCUCGACCGCGAGAACUACCGCAUCAGCACCGUACCCGUCAACUACCAGGCGGCGCACGAGCCCAGCUUCUAUCACGUGGCCGGCGACGAACACGACGAGGCCACGGACGAGGAGCCGGCCGAGGUGCUGCGCGGCUCGCACGCCCAGUCGGCACCGCAGAUGUUCCCUUCGUGCCUGUGCACGGCGGCCACCAGCAUCAUCGCGCUGCUGGACGACACGGCCGUCACCGCCGACGGCAUGGCCGUCUACUGCGUGGCGCAGCGGGUGAUAUGGAAGUGCCUGGUGGAGGACAGUGCGCUAUUUCUGCGUCACUUCCUGGAGAAGCUGACGCGGGAGCGUCAGGAGGUGAUGAUCCAGUACCUACGCCGGCUGGUGCACACCUUUCCAAUGUUGCCACCGCAAACAGCCUUCGCCCUCUACAACUACCUGGUCGGCUACAUCAUGUUCCAGAUCCGUUCAAACUCCGAGUACGCCACGCAGAACAUCGCCAAUUCGCUGACCCUACUCUGGCAGGUGAUUCCUGGCAUCCAAGGGAUCCUGUUUAAGGACCUGAAGCAGAUCUUUCGGAAGGAGCAGUGCGACGCGACGCUGAUGCUGACGGCGAACGUGCCGUCGGCCAAGCGGAUCAUCGUGCACGGGCCGCAGGGUCCGGACGCGGGGGGCAUACCGUCCCAGUUCCCGAUCCAGGAGGACACACAGUUCUGCCAGAUCCUGACCGAAGCACGCGAGUUCUUCAGCAUCCCGGAGCGAGAACACGGCUCUUACUUCCUGGUCGACCACAAAACAGGCGUGAUUCACAAUCCGAAGGCGUUCGUGCGGGACUUUUACUUCUUCAAGCGGUCCCAGUAUCCUCAGCUGAGUCUCAUUCACGUCGACCCAGAGGAAGCCUACAACGCCAUGCAAAACAACGUGUUCUAUCUGAAAAUGCUAGAGAUCGGGAAGACAUUGAAGAGUUUAGCAAUGCUCAUGCGCCCAGAUCAGGUGGCACAGCGGGUGUUCUUCCUCCACGAGGAGCUGACCAAGCUGCCGGCGUUCCCGCGCAAGGCUCUUGAAACCGAGUUCCACCUAUACAAAGGAGGUCAUCUUGGAAAGGAGCUGAAAUGCCUGGAUAGCAUGCACAAGCUGAUUUGGGUGAAGAUGAUGUCGCGCAUGUUCGAGGGUAUGGCCGGGAACUUCGCCUACUCCGGCGACAUUCACCUCUUCAUCAAUGUGGUGAACGUGCUGCUGCUGCACUGCGAAGACAGCGCGAUGCUGAGGCUCGUCAUGGCUACCUACAUCAGCGCCGCCCAUCAGUUCAAGAACGUGUUCUCCAGCAAUGGGUACCUGCUGAUCAUGCCCACCAUCCUUCAGGUGUACAGCAACCACCAGUCGAAUUCACUGCUCUGCAGGACUGUAGAGUUUAUCUGCAAGCAGUUCUACGUGCUACAUCGCAAGCCGUUCGUGUUACAGAUGCUGGGAAGCAUUGCUCCCAUGCUGGACCUGAACACAGACUCUCCGUUCGCUGAUGCCAACAAGAUCCAGCCGGACACGCUGUUCCGUCUGCUGAUAUCUCUGGAGACGCCCUCGCCGGACCCGCUCAACACCAUCGAGCUGGUGACCAUCGAGAAGCCACUCCGCGCGCUCGACUUCUGCUACCACGAGGAGACGGACGACGUCACCAUCAUGGACGUCAUCAGCCUGUGCGUGACGGUGGUGGCGUACGCGGCCGACAGCCGGCGCGCGCACCAGAUGCUGAACGUGCUGGAGGCAGUGAUUCCGUUCUACCUGCGUCACGUAGAGCGCAUCUCUAGCGUGGCCACGUCGGCGGGCCCCAAGGCCGAGCUGAAGGGCGAGAAGGAGGUGAUCCACCAGCUGGCGCUGUCCAUCAAGACGCUCCUACACAACUGCGAGCCGUUGGCCAAGAACUACACGGGUCCGACUCGUGGCAGCACCGAGUUCAAGACGUCCAGCAUGAAGACGUUCACCAGGACGGCGGCGCAGGAGGCGCAUAACGCCGCACUCGACCUGGACGAGGACUCACACUCGCGCAUGUUUGUCAGCGACACGAGACGCACCAAUUUCAUGGAGCGUGACAUGGAAGACUCCGAGGUGCUGCGCGAGGCCUUCCGUCGGCCGCGAGACACCCUGCUCAACAUCGUGGCCGACUUCCUUACCCGCUGCUCGGCCAGACUGCAGGAGCUCAGCAAGAAGCCGGUCGCUGGAAGUGAGAGCAAGCAGGUCGAGUUGCUGGACGCAAAAUGCCACAGCCGUCUGGCAGAGAUCGCACACAGUCUGCUGAAGGUGGCCCCCUACGAUCCGGAGACAAUGUCGUGCCGUGGCCUGGUCAAGUACAUGAACCAGAUCCUCACGUACCCGGACUGGUCUCAAGAGGCGCUCAAGCCGACACUCAUCAUCAUCACGCGCCGACUGGAGAAGGUCUUCACGAAGAUACUCAAAAAGAGCUUCAUCAGGCGUCACACCGACUGGGUGGCAGCCGCCAACCUGCUCAAAGGCGUGUACACCACGCUCUGCAAGUACCCGUACAUCGCGCACCUGCCGCCGCUGAAGGCGCUCAUCCUCAUCUGUCAGUCGCUGAUCGUGGGCGAGAGCGGCGCGGCGGCAGCGGACGGCGCGGCCGCCGACACCGGCGCCGCCGUCCACUACCCGCCGCCCCAGCACUUCGCCUCCACCGUAGUCCGGCUCAUAGCCAUGCAGAUGUUGGCGCAGGGGGAGGCGCAUUCGCUGGAGCAGGUGUGUGGUGGAAGUUCCGUCUUCCCCAGCCCUGAAAAGACGGAGAACAUGCUGAUGAAUCUGCUGCUGCCACUCUGUCUCAGGGUUGGUUGCGGACGAACAGACGUUCCCAAGAUGCGGCAGGCGGACAUCAGCUUCGCGCUGACCGUGAUGCUACACGCUCUGCAGCCGCCGGCCUCGACGAAGCUGACGCCGGGCCUGGCAGCCGGCGCCGCCGGCGCCAGCGGCCUCAACAAGACCGAGGCCGGCCAGCACUCGACCAGCGAGGCGCGCACCCACAGCGCCGUACGGCCGUCCAUCUACUCAGUGGCGUUCCUGGGGCUGAAGAUCCUGUUGAUCUGCUUCGAGAAGAACCUGGCCAUGGACUGGCACCGCGUGGCGCGCACUGUGCAGGAGCUGGGGUCACAGGGCUGCGGAGGCCUGGCACUCUGGGACUUCCUGGACUUCGUCGUCACUUACCCCACACCCGUCUUCGUCCUGCUACUACCCUUCAUCAGACAGCAUCUGGAAUCACCGACAUACGACUUCGCCGACGAGGUCCACUUCAAGCAGCUGAUUCGCGAGAAGCUAGCUGGUAAUCAGGAGGAGAUGCCACGCAUCAAGUCCAAAGGCUCUGUUCUGAUGGAGUUGGCUCACGAGAUGAAGCUGGUGAAGGAAGAGAUCGCCAACUCCAAAACCGGGGACUUCGACCAUCGCAAGUCAGUGGUGGUAGACCUGCACAGCGACUUCCGCUCUCGUCUGUGGACUGGCUCCGUGUCGGAGGGACCCAAAUCUUCCAAAGUGUCAAGCCAGCGCUCGCUGCAGCGGGACGCCAGCGUCAAGAGCGAGCACUGGCCCCAGCCGGCCGGUCAGCGCACCAUGCGCGUCUACUCGAUGCGCUCGCGCGGCGCCGUGGAGCGCUUCCUGCGUCGCACCAGCUAUGCCGGAGCCGAGGACCGGGCCGGCGUCGCUGACGCCAGGACCGCCACCUCCGAGCCCCGGCUCUACAGAAAGUCGUUGUUUGUUAUGCGGAAGCGCGGCUCCCGCCACAGCACGGCCGACUCGGACACCACGCCAGGCGACUCAGCAACGGACCUGGACCAGGCGAUGAGCCCCGGCUCGGCUGACGAGGGCUCCACAUCAAGGCCGCAGCGCCACCGGCUGCAGCGUCAGAAGGCGCAGAGCAGGAAGACGUUCCGUUUCCGGAAAAGUCGCCGGGGAAACAACUUCGAGAUGAGCGCACUGGAGGACCAGACCGGCGAGGUAGACACAGGCGCCAGUGGCGCGGAGCCGAGCACGCCGGACGCCGCCGCGCCUUGCGAGAUCCCUGAGACCAUCGACGAGGUGUCGCUGCCGCUGUCUCCGCGUCCACCGCCGGCCGAAGCCGCGCCGCAGCCGGUCAUCCUGAGUGAUGUCAGUCCAACCAGCAGCAGCGCCGCCUACCGGGAGAGCCUGUGGCUGGACGAGGAGGACCUGUGUCAGCUGCAGACGCUGCGCGAGUCGACGCCGCCAGGGCAGCCCGGUGACGACAGCAGCCGAGACGCGUGCGUGUGA
Pollicipes pollicipes is the source of this 4558-nucleotide messenger RNA. RefSeq names its product protein unc-80 homolog. Gene Ontology annotation, biological process: monoatomic cation homeostasis. Gene Ontology annotation, molecular function: monoatomic cation channel activity. NCBI's taxonomy places the organism in Eukaryota, Metazoa, Arthropoda, Thecostraca, Pollicipedomorpha, Pollicipedidae. The record is from RefSeq and is a predicted model, not a curated record. Gene Ontology annotation, cellular component: cation channel complex; axon.